Molecule: messenger RNA, 1046 nt
Organism: Myxozyma melibiosi
Lineage: Eukaryota; Fungi; Ascomycota; Lipomycetes; Lipomycetales; Lipomycetaceae
Exons: 3
Coding region: 214-855 (213 amino acids)
Source: RefSeq, a predicted model, not a curated record
UCCUCAUGCACCCCGGAUGAGGCCUGUCAAAUCUGCCCGCACAAGGAAGCUAAAGAGGAUGAUCAUUGGCGCUCCGGACGACUUUAUAUUACCAGGACUUUUGGAUUUUAUCAGCGCUUUUCACUCGUUGGAGAGUCUUUCGAUUUACAAAGGUGAUUUCAGAUUCAACCGUGCGGGGUCCUGGGAAGUAAGUCGUCUAAGCAGUUGAUUGGGAUGAUGCCGAAUCUGGAAAGUCUGCGGUUAGGAAAAAUGACGAUGGACCGCGGAGAUAAAGCAGGAGUCGAGGCAGCUCUCAAAGUGUACAUGGGUGCGAAUCAUCAGUAUAAGAGCGUGACACUCGACGACUGCCCCAAUCUACCAGAGAGACUGCCAAUUGUCGGGGCCAAAUUCUGGCAGGCAUUUGACGAGAUCAAGAUCCUAAGGACGUUCGCAUUCAACACCUCAUUAUUACCGACCGGCCCGGGGUUCCAAUUGACAAGCCUGCCGCGACUUCGGAAACUGGUGCUCUCUGGAUCGCUGUAUACAUUCAAUCGAUGGUUUACUUCUUUAGGUACCUACAGCACGCCGGAUAUCUUCUUCCAAUGCCUGCGCGAGCUUACUCACUGUCUGGCUCCACACCUCCUCGGAUACGGCAACGGUCUGGUCCCUGAAGCACCCGACAGCGACCCCGUGCAGGUUCCGGAGGUGGAAAUCCUUUAUCUGGUCGAGAAGAAGCCGCCUAAGCUUUUACUAAGACAAAGUUUCCAUUCACCGGGGGAGGUGGAGCCGAUGGUGACGACGAACGCGAGUAAGACUGGGUAUCUGUUUAUUGACGAGAGUCUGGCGCUGGCGAAAGAUAUUGCCGUGAAAUAUUGAGUUUGUGCUUUAGAGGAUGGACGAGCUAUAGAUUGGAGUUGCUGUGUUGUUUUUGGUAUAUUGUUAGUUGCAUUGAGCAUUUCUGUUGGUCGGACGAUGUAUAGUAAAAUACAGUCUUCUGAUCUACCAAAUAAUCCUCACACGACCGCCAUAUAUCCACUCUUCUACUGUAACUCCAAGCCCGAUUCUGG